Messenger RNA from Microthlaspi erraticum, 2169 nucleotides. NCBI's taxonomy places the organism in Eukaryota, Viridiplantae, Streptophyta, Magnoliopsida, Brassicales, Brassicaceae. The record is from the annotation of a GenBank genome assembly.
AUGGUUGACCAGUUGGUGAAGUUAGGGGAAGAGGAGAUUCUCCUGUACGUCGCAAUUGUUUCAGAAGCUGUCUGCAACCCACAAGACCGAGCAUCUCUACUGUGGUUCUCCAGCAACAUUACUUCUCCAGUUUCUCCUCUUAAUUGGAAUCCAUCCAUUGAUUGUUGCUCCUGGGAGGGAAUAACCUGCGAUGACUCAUUGGAUAGCCACGUGACUGCGAUCUCCUUACCAUCUAAAGGACUCUCUGGACACCUCCCUCUGUCUCUUCUGCAUCUCCGCCAUCUCUCUCAACUCAAUCUUUCUCACAACCAUUUAUGGGGUCCUCUCCCGCCAGAUUUUCUCUCAUCCCUUGAUCAGCUCAUAGUUCUUGAUCUUAGUUACAACAGCUUCAGUGGCGAGCUGCCACUUGACCAAGCAUUUGGAAACGGAAGCAACAGGAUCUUCUCAAUUCAGGCCCUUGAUCUGUCAAGCAAUCUUCUCCAAGGAGAAAUCCUAGGAAGCUCUGUAUCUUUACAGGGAGCUUUCAGUUUAAUCAGUUUCAAUGUCAGCAACAACAGCUUCACAGGUCCACUCCCUUCUUUCAUGUGCACGAGUUCACCGCAGCUCAGCAAACUGGAUUUCUCCUAUAACGAUUUCACCGGCGUUAUCUCCCAAGGACUAGGCAGAUGCUUGAGGCUAAUUGUUCUACGAGCAGGCUUCAAUGGACUCUCUGGUGACAUCCCAAGUGAAAUCUACAAUCUUUCCGAGCUCGAACAACUCUUUCUGCCAGUCAAUCAUCUUUCUGGAAAGAUUGAUGAAGAUAUAACCCGGCUCAGGAAACUAACGUCCCUUGAGCUUUACUCCAAUCACCUCGAAGGAGAAAUACCAGCGGACAUAGGCAAACUCUCCAGCCUUCGCAGCUUACAGCUCCAUAUAAAUAACCUCACUGGUUCGGUCCCGCUUUCUCUCGCAAACUGCACCAAUCUCCUCAAGUUGAAUCUGAGAGUCAAUCAGCUGGGAGGAAGCUUAACGGAGCUUGACUUUUCCCGGUUUCAGAGCCUUAGGAUUCUAGAUCUCGGAAAUAAUAGUUUCACCGGUGAUAUCCCUCAUAAGGUUUUCUCCUGCAAGUCUCUAACAGCGAUCAGGUUUGCAGGAAACAAGUUAACGGGACAGAUAUCUCCUCAAGUAAUGGAACUUGAGUCCCUAUCGUUCCUGUCUAUUUCAGACAAUAGACUAAAGAACAUUACCGGCGCUCUCAGCAUUCUGCAGGGGUGCAGGAAGUUGUCCACUCUCGUCAUGGCAAAGAAUUUUUACAACGAAACAAUUCCAACCAACGAAGAUUUAAUAACGCCGGAUGGAUUCCCUAAACUCCAGAUAUUUGGCAUCGGUGGAUGUAGACUGAAAGGUGAAAUACCAGCUUGGCUGGUCAAACUGAAGAGAUUAGAAGUCAUAGACUUGUCACACAACAAGCUUGAAGGUUCAAUCCCUGGAUGGCUGGGAACUCUCCCAAACCUUUUCUACAUGGAUCUCUCAGAUAACCUACUAUCAGGAGAGCUGCCAAAGGAAAUCUUUCACCUGAGGGCUCUGAUGUCUCGAAAGGCCUACGACGCAACCGAUAAGAAGUAUCUAGAGCUGCCUGUUUUCGUCAAUCCCAAUAACGUUACCACCAAUCAGCAAUACAAUCAGCUGUCCAGCCUUCCACCUGCGAUUUACAUGAAAAGGAAUAACUUGACUGGAAGUAUACCAGUUGAGGUUGGCCACUUAAAGGCUCUUCAUGACCUCAAUCUUUCUCAGAACUUUUUAUCUGGCAGCAUCCCACAUGAGUUGUCGAAUCUUACCAGCUUAGAGAGGCUAGACCUCUCCAGCAAUAGUUUAUCUGGUAGAAUCCCUUGGUCACUAACAAGCCUCCACUUCAUGUCCUACUUCAAUGUGGCGAACAACAGUCUUGAAGGGCCAAUACCCACAGGAAGUCAGUUUGAUACUUUUCCAAAAUCAUAUUUUGAAGGAAACCCUUUGUUGUGCGGUGGUGUACUUCUGACCUCCUGCACCGCUCCAGCUCAGCCGCCUGCUACAACAACGGAUAAAGAGGAUACAGAGGAGUUAAGAAGAACGUUUAUCAUAGGGGUUGCUAUUGGAUUUUUUCUUUCCUACUCUUCUUACUGGUACUUUUUUGUUAUGCGAUGGGCAUAA